AUGCACUGUGGAAAGCCACAGGGAACUCUGCCCUGGAAAGCCAGGAGGUGGAAACUUCAAGUGCUGGAUUUGUGGGAUGUUGAUGAGAAUCUCUGGACUGUAUGAUCUGGAGCCAGGGCCCUCUCCUGCCCUGCAGAGGCCAUGAGUCAGAGGCAGACAGUAGAGGACUGUUCAAGGAUGGGAGAGCACCAGCCCUUGAAGGUGUUCAUAGACCUCUGCCUAAAGGAAAGUACACUGAAUGAAUGCCUGAGUUACCUCUGUGGGUGGAUGCACUACAGAAGAGGUCUAGUGCACCUGUGUUGUAAUAAGGUGCAGAAUUACUCAAUGCCAACUUCAAGUUUCAGAAAUUUAUUGCAAAGGAUAUACCCAGAGAGUAUCCAGGAGUUGGAAGUCUGGAAAAAGUCCUCUCUGAAUAAAACAGGAAAGUUUGCCCAUUACCUGAGCCAGAUGAGCAGUCUUUGCAAACUCUUUUUAGUCUUCGGUUAUGAGCGUGAGUUAUACAUGAGCAACCAAUGGCAGUUCAUUCCUGACUUGGACUCUCCAUUCCUCUGCCUGUCUUACCCCCAGAUGCUUUAUAUAAGAAAGGUCAGUAAUAUCAAAGAGCACCCAGAGCACCUGCUUAGGUACAUCAAGAACCUCUUGGGGGCUUUUACAUUCUGUCAUGCUUUCCUAACUGAUCAGGACAUGGAGUUUCUGUCUCAGUGCCCAAGCCUCAGUCAGCUAAAGGAGCUGCAUCUGAUUCAUAUCCUAAUGUGGACCACCAAUCUUGAGCCCCUUGGAACUCUGCUAGAGAAAGUUGCUGCUACUCUCGAGACCCUCGUCUUAGAGGACUGUCAGAUCCAGGAUCCCCGACUCAGGGUCCUCCUGCCUGCCCUGAGCUGCUUCUCCCAGCUCACCACCUUCUACUUUCAUGUAAAUGAGACCUCCAUGAAUGCUCUGAAAGACCUGCUGUGUCACACAGGCGGGCUGAGCAAGUUAGGCCUGGAGUUGUAUCCUGCCGCUCUGGAGUGUCUUGACAACAGGGGUCAUAUCAAUUGGGAGAUCCUCGCCCCAUUUCGGGCUGAGCUGAUGUGUACACUCGGGGAAAUCAGGCAGCCCAAGAGAACCUUCUUUUGUCCCGCCCCCUGCCCUUCCUGUGGUUCAUGGCCAUCUGAGAAACUGGACUUCCAUCUUUGCUCCUAG
Messenger RNA from Pongo pygmaeus (Bornean orangutan), 1182 nucleotides. RefSeq names its product PRAME family member 17-like. Lineage: Eukaryota; Metazoa; Chordata; Mammalia; Primates; Hominidae. Gene Ontology annotation, cellular component: cytoplasm. The transcript has 3 exons. The record is from RefSeq and is a predicted model, not a curated record.